Symbiodinium pilosum is the source of this 230-nucleotide messenger RNA. Lineage: Eukaryota; Dinophyceae; Suessiales; Symbiodiniaceae. The record is from the annotation of a GenBank genome assembly.
GAUUACUACGGCAUUCGGAAUCCAGGAGGGGAAGAUCCAAGGCUUCCGUGGCUUCGUGAGACAGUUUGUUGGGAAGGCAAGUGCGUCCUUGACUUGGGAUGCAAUUCUGGCCACAUUACGCGGGCGAUAGUGGCGGAAGGUGCAAAGCUUGCCUUGGGCGUUGACGUUGAUCCUGUGCUGAUUGAUGAGGCGAAUGAGCGCACAUCCUCCGAGCUCCUCGCAUCCGGGAG